Messenger RNA from Acaulospora morrowiae, 657 nucleotides. The record is from the annotation of a GenBank genome assembly. NCBI's taxonomy places the organism in Eukaryota, Fungi, Glomeromycota, Glomeromycetes, Diversisporales, Acaulosporaceae.
AUGCCGAGUAGCCAUCACUUUAGUACUAAUCGCUUCGAGCAAAACUUGGUGUACCUCGAUGAUUACCUCGAUACGUUAGAGUCGUUGCCCGCAGAGAUGCAACGCAGUUUCACCUUAAUGCAACAACUUGACGCAAGUGCGCAAGAGCAAUUCGACAAGGUCACCGAACUUUCCGUACAACUGAUAGAGCAUAUACACGAGCUUAGUCCGGAGGAUAGAAGUGAAAAAGACAAAAAGGAAAUAAAGGCAGAAAAACGAGGGACCAACGGACUUGAAACGCCUUCAACCAAUAAGCGCAAAAAGGUCAAAGACACAGGAACUCCACCACCUUCGAAACACAAUGGGGACAAAGAACUUCAGAAACCCGGUAAAGUUUCAAGGAAGAGAGAGAAUGGAAAAAACAACAAAAAAGUUACUGCCGAAAAAUCAAAUACGAGCGAGGAUACGCAAACCGUGGCAGAUAUGCCCAUUGAUCCAAAUGAACCGAUAUAUUGUUAUUGCAAGCAAGUCAGUUAUGGUGAAAUGGUAGCCUGUGAUAAUAACGAAUGCGAGAUAGAAUGGUUUCACUUUGCAUGCGUUAAACUUAGCGAUCGACCAAAAGGGAAAUGGUAUUGUUUUGAUUGCUCGGAAAAAGUAAAACAGCGGCACAAAAAAUGA